This is a messenger RNA of Saprolegnia diclina VS20, 942 nucleotides long. RefSeq lists its product as hypothetical. The transcript has 2 exons. NCBI's taxonomy places the organism in Eukaryota, Oomycota, Saprolegniomycetes, Saprolegniales, Saprolegniaceae. The coding region runs from base 13 to 825 and encodes 270 amino acids. The record is from RefSeq and is a predicted model, not a curated record.
GGUUGCUUGCGAAUGGCGAGUACGCUCGACGUCGUUGCCGCGGACCCGGCCCCGUUCCUUCGCUGCGCGUACCGCAGUGCCAAGCGCGAGCUCUCGCGGCGCUUCUACGGCAAGGACUACCUCGUCGAUCGGCGCGCCUUUCUGGCCCACUUGAGCGCGGACGCGCUGGUGCACACGGCGCUCGUGGCCGGCCUCAUGGAGGCGCACCUCGUGCUUGUCCGUGCGAUGACCGACAAGGCCGCGGGGCGAAGUAGUGCGGUUGGCGCCUGCACGUGCGACACCUUUGUGCAACCGUGGCUUGCCAACGUCGGCCGCGCCGUGAGCUACCCGACGAUAACCCGGCUGCUCGAAGACUGGUGCAUCGAACACUUGACGGCACGCACCACCGGCAAGCUUAUCAAGGACAUCUUUCUCUCGUCGUUGCGCAAGUCGGUCCGGCACCAAGGCGAGCGCGCAGCGGUCGCUCGCCUCAUGCUGCCGACAGCCGCACGCGCCGCCCUCCUCCCAGCACUCGCCGUUUUUGUCGUUGAGCAAGGCGUAUUGCAGUGGCAGCUCGCGACGGCGCCCGCGGCCACGUACUGGUCGGCGACGUGGCUGCAGCUACUGCGAUUUGCCGGUGCGGUCGUCGGGUCGGCCGUCGGCGCUGCCAUUGGCACGUACUUCGAGCCCGGCACCGGGACCGUGCUCGGCGCGGGGCUAGGUCAAAUGCUUUUUACCGGCGUCACGGCGUCCGACCGCGUAUUCCUUGGCAGCGCCAGUCUCUUUGCGUCGCGGGACCGUAUGUACAUUGUGUCUGUCGGUGCAGACAACGUCUUGCUCUACUAGUCGUUGCCAAGUGUCCUAGUACUCGUUUCAUAGUGCCGAGGCCACUUGCACGUUGAUACUACCUCUCAAAUGCACUUUUUCUUUCAUAAAAAGCAUGUAUCAGAACUUAGUUUCGGC